AUGGAACAACAGAGCACCCUUGGAGUCCUGAAGAUCCCAUCGUACGCCUCGCUCCCGCCCGUCGCUGGGAUGCCGCACGGCUGCACAUGGGGCCUAUGGGACGCGCUCCGCAAAGCCGGCAUCAGCGCCACACCCAACGGCGGCGACGGUAAUGGCCACAAAAAUCAGGAGAAGGAGAAAGACGGCCUCGGUACACUCAACCUCCUGACGCCGGCCGUGAUCCUGGCCGCGAAAGCGGAGAUCCAGCACGGCAUCAGCGUCGCGAUAAACUGGUCGCUGGAAAAUUGCUCGACGCCGCAUUCCGGCCGGCGCCCGCCGCGGCACAAGAUCAUGACCCUGGCCGAGGCCCAGGGCGGGAGCGAGUGGAUUGGCCACGACGACGAGGUGUGGAUGAACACGCAGAGCGGGAGUCAGUGGGACGGGUUUCGACACUGGGCGCACCAGCCGACGGCGUUGUAUUACAACGGUGUGACGCACAAGGAGAUCACAGACUCGAAUGCUCCAGUCAGAAACGGGAUCGAUGAGUGGUCAAGCCGAGGCGGCAUCGUCGGCCGGGGCAUCCUGCUCGACUACCUUUCCUGGGCUGCACACCAAGGCAUUGAAUACUCGCCGAUCGAGCGCCACGCCAUCUCGGAGAAGGACCUCGAGGCCGUCGCGGCGUGGCAGGGUACCAGGCUCCGCCAGGGCGACAUCCUGCUGAUUCGAUCCGGGUUCGUGACCUGGUACAAGGAGGCCAAUGCAGAGGAGAGGCGUCGUGGGACGGUGGAUGGAUCGACCUGGGCUGGUGUCGAGGGCACCAGGGACUCGGUCGAGUGGUUCUGGGAUCGCCAUUUCGCGGCUGUAGGCGGCGAUGCGAACGUGUUCGAGGCGUGGCCGGCCAAGGAGGAACGAUGGCGCCUCCACGACAACCUGAUCGCCCUGUUCGGAAUGCCGGUCGGGGAAAUGUUCGAUCUGGACGAGCUUGCAGAGACCUGCAAGAGGCUGAACAAAUGGAGUUUCCUCUUCACCAGUGCACCCUUGAAUUUUCCGGGCGGCGUGGCAAGUCCUCCAAACGCGAUAUGCAUCCUGUAA
Cladophialophora psammophila CBS 110553 is the source of this 1071-nucleotide messenger RNA. RefSeq lists its product as uncharacterized. The transcript has 4 exons. The record is from RefSeq and is a predicted model, not a curated record. Lineage: Eukaryota; Fungi; Ascomycota; Eurotiomycetes; Chaetothyriales; Herpotrichiellaceae. The coding region runs from base 1 to 1071 and encodes 356 amino acids. Gene Ontology annotation, molecular function: arylformamidase activity.